AUGUCGGACUUCUUCCGUGCCUUCAACCGGAUCGUGAAAAUGAGACAGAGCGCGACGAUGGCUUACCGUCCCCAAGGGAACGGCAAGGCUGAGCGAACAGUGCAAACUCUGACACGAGCCCUGAAGAUGUACGUCGCCGACGUCAACCAACAAGACUGGGACGACCAUGCGGAGUGGCUGACCUUUGCGUUGAAAACGGUACAUGAUCGAGUGAGAGGAGAAACGUCGUUUUUCUUUGUCCACGGAUGGGACCCGCGGUCGACACUUGAAGCAGUGGUUUCGGUGGGAUCGACGCGCCGCCGCGAUUGCGAUACACGGAGAUGGAGGUACCACAUACAGGGUCAAUACCGCAGAGCCAGGGAAGCAGGCUAUGACCAGCCGACAUGGGUGGAUGAAGCCGACCUCAAUUGCGCCGCUCUGUUGUACGAGUAUGAGCGCGGACGUACCAGCCGCAACCCCUUCAACGUGAUGCAAUCACACGAAGAGGGGGUGAACGUUGAGUAA
Molecule: messenger RNA, 504 nt
Organism: Phytophthora megakarya
Lineage: Eukaryota; Oomycota; Peronosporomycetes; Peronosporales; Peronosporaceae
Source: the annotation of a GenBank genome assembly